Molecule: messenger RNA, 680 nt
Organism: Prorocentrum cordatum
Lineage: Eukaryota; Dinophyceae; Prorocentrales; Prorocentraceae
Source: the annotation of a GenBank genome assembly
GACGGCGCCCCCAGCGCCCUGGACGACGACGUCGUGGCCCACCUGGCGGAGCUGGCAGCGUCGCUGGCGGAGGACGCCGAGGACCCAGGAGGGGUCGGGGGCGGCAGGCGGACUUCGAGGAGACGGCGCUGCCGCUGCUGGAGGACGCCGAGGUGGCCCCGGAGGAGGCCGCCGCGUUCUGCACGCGGGUGGUCUCCGCGGUCUUCGGCGCCUUCGCGCCCCCGGCCCGCGGCGCGGCGACGACAUCUUCGCCCGAGGCGCGGCCGGACGCGCUGGUGCACUGCCCGAAUCUACUGCUCAUGUACGGGGGCAGCCCGACGCCGCUGCUCAGGAACGCGACGCUGGAGCUGCUCCGCGGCCACAGGUACGGCGUCAUCGGGUCGAACGGCACUGGCAAGACUACGAUGAUGUCCAGGAUAGCGAGCAAGGAUAUCGUCGGGUUUCCGCAGGAGCUGAGAGUCGUGCACUUGCGCGCCGAAACCUUCCUGCGAGGCGUCGCGCCCUCGACCAGCGCGAGGGAGUACGCGAGGCUGAAGAACGCGGGCGACUCGUCGGCAUCGGACGCUGAGGUGGCGCGGACCCUCAAGGACGUCGGCUUCAACAACGAGGAGAUGCUGAGCAAAGCCGUUGGCUCCAUGAGCGGCGGCUGGCAGAUGCGGCUCGCCUUGGCGUGCGCGAUG